AACGUUUAAAAGUAUAGAUAGGGAAUUCAAAUAUUCAAAUAUUAAUAUUCUAUAAAGCCACAGUUUAAUGGAUUAUAACAAACCGUUCAGGUUAUAUAGUUUUGAAAAGUUUAUAUGUUCAUUUAUUUGCGUGCAAGCUAAUUAGAUUUUCACUUGAUGAGCGUCAGACCUGGCAUCCAGCUCCGGAUUUUAAAAGCGGGAACUGGGACGUUGAAAGAAACGACGAAAUUAAAGUUUACAGAAGGUGGUUUAAAAGUUAUUUUACUGCGUGUUGGAGAUACAAUUUAAUGAUAUGUAAUAUGAAAUUAAGUAAAUUCAGUUUUUAAGAGUUUUACUUGAACGUAAAACGACAUGACACGGAGGUAGACUUGUAUUUCCGCUUCAUAAGUGAGGCUGGACCUGGACGUAAAGUUCGUACAAAAGCUAACUAAAUAGGAAGCCCAGCCUCUUAACGCAGUCAUCGGUGCGUUUAUUUGUUUCUCCGGUUUUGUUUUUGUUUCCGGUUUGUUUGUAAACGACUCGUUUGAUUACAAGCAGCGAGCUGAUGGGGACUUCAUGGGGUAGAGUCAAGACUCAUCUGUUUUCUCGAUGAAAGAGAAUAGAAUGAAACCGAAACGCGCUCACAACCAUGCAGGACCCGACUGGCAAGGUAAAGUCGUAAACACAGGAGAAACGAGGACUGUGAGCAAGGCAAAGACAACAUCAGCACAAGUCAGACCCUUCACAGGCAAAGUGUUUUACCUGGACCUGCAAUCUAACAGAACCACUGAAACUUUGGAGAGCGACAUUAAAGAACUGGGAGGGACCGUUGAGAAGUUCUUAAGCAAGGAAAUUAAGUAUCUGGUGUCUAACAAGCGAGAGGCGAAGUAUGUUCACUGCCUCCGACAGGACUCUCCUGUCCCCAGCCCCGACUCAGGGCCGAGUUCACCGCACCCUCAGUCCGCACCGCAGCAUCCUGUCAACCAUGUGGACAAAUUCAAAACCAGGCCUCAGAGCCAGGCAGACACACUGGCCAAAAGCCGAGGGAAGUCUUUAGUGGAGAAAGUGGUGAAAGGACAGGGGAGGGUACAAAUGGACAGAAUCCUGUCUAAUGCAUUGGAGUGGGGCGUUAAAGUCCUUUAUAUAGAUGAUGUAUUAGCAUACGUUCAGAAGAAAAAAAACCUCAUCCGCAGCCGAGUUCCAGACGCUGCUGCCGCCGAAGUGCGAAACAAACCUGAAUCAUCUGCCAAACAAAACUUGCAAAAGUUGAAAGGGGGUCGGAUCAGGAAACCUUUCAUCAAAGUUGAGGAUUCAAGCAAGCAUUAUCGUCCGAUUUACCUCACAAUGACAAACAUGCCUGAGUUCAACCUGAAGACUAAAGCUCCCUGCAGUCCUUUCUCUCCCGUGGACAAAGAUCCUCCUGGAGACAAACCACAGGGACACAGAGGCGGGAAAGCUUCAGCCAGCGAGGAGAAAGCUCAAGGCCGAAAGAAGAACAGAGACAAGAAACGAGGUGGCUACUGCGAGUGCUGCAAGAUCAAAUACAGCAACUUCAAAACGCAUCUGCAGAGUGAGUGUCACAGGGCUUUCUCUAAGACGGAUGAAUACUCCGUUGUGGACAGGCUGGUUUCUGCGUUGCACUUCGAUUUCAUUCCCAUCAGAACUAAAGUCAAAAGGCCAAAGUGCAGCGUUUCCUCUCCUGUUUUUGUUGCUAGACCAAGUGGGGAAACUGAUAAAAGUGCUCCAGGAGGUCUCAGUCAUUUGGAGAGGACUGUUGAGCCUCGGGCUGCCGGUGCGUCCGGGGGAAUGAAAAUCAAAAACGAUUCCUCGCCUGCCUCUGCUCCUCCGAUCGUUUCAAAGAGAGACUGCUGGAACUGCAACACCUACUCAAACAGACCCAAACACAGAUCGCCUUCAUGUAAACAAACAUUCAGACAGAAGUCUUCGACUUGUGCCCAGACAGCCAAGCAAGUUCAGAUUCCUCAGUUAAAAUCUGAAACGUCGCCCUCUAGAGGUGAAUUUCAGGUCACAUCUCCUCUCGAAGACUCUGUGGUCCACCCGGUAGACCGAAUCCCCCGUAAAGGCACAAAAAGCCCACCCUCUUUCCUACAGACGACCAUAGAGAGCGACGUUUUGACUAAAAGCAUCAAUGUUGGGACACAGCCUAAAGGUACUAACACCGAUGAGUCUUGUCAUGGGUCAAAUACGUUCUCAGAGACUGGAAAUAAUCGGUCUGACGAGGAAGAAGCACGCCUUAAAACACCAGAUUCCUCUUUAGUCAGGAGGAUCCAGCGGAAGAUCCGUGUUUACAAGCACAAAAGACGGAAAGUGGACGUAAACAUUCAGCGUGUAGAGUCGAGCGAUGUUCCUGAAAACUCUCUGCUGAAGCUGUGGGAUCUUUUCCAGUCCAGUGAUGACAUGGAUGUUGAGUUUUAUGGCUUUGAAGACUAAAAACUCACAAAAAUGAAGGGAGAAACUGGACUUUCUGAGUCAAAUCUUAGGUUUAACCCAUUUGGACAAAAAUAGAAACGUUCAUAAAGUCUUGGAAAAACUAUGGGGAGAUACAUGAACGAUAAUAAGAAAAGCCAUAUUAAUUCCAUUUGUAAGCUACUAUUUGUGUUAAAAACGUCUGUGAGAACAUCAGAAAUUGUUAAGGGUUUAAAAUGCAUCAGGUUCAGAUAAUCGGCAGCUUUUCUUUUGCACAAUUAAAACCAUAAAACAAAGUAAAUUGUCGCAUGUUGGUUUGUGGCCAUAAAAUGUUGGACACGCUUAAUUCCCAAUUUGUGGGCCAUUUAUUUGCUAUUUUAACUAAAAUGAUUUGCAUAACUUUAUCAAAAUAAACAAAUUCAAA
Nothobranchius furzeri (turquoise killifish) is the source of this 2830-nucleotide messenger RNA. NCBI's taxonomy places the organism in Eukaryota, Metazoa, Chordata, Actinopteri, Cyprinodontiformes, Nothobranchiidae. The record is from RefSeq and is a predicted model, not a curated record.